Molecule: messenger RNA, 1604 nt
Organism: Scatophagus argus
Lineage: Eukaryota; Metazoa; Chordata; Actinopteri; Scatophagidae
Product: 5-hydroxytryptamine receptor 3A-like
Exons: 10
Coding region: 1-1359 (452 amino acids)
Biological process (GO): chemical synaptic transmission; monoatomic ion transmembrane transport; nervous system process
Cellular component (GO): membrane; synapse; neuron projection
Molecular function (GO): neurotransmitter receptor activity; transmembrane signaling receptor activity; extracellular ligand-gated monoatomic ion channel activity
Source: RefSeq, a predicted model, not a curated record
AUGAGGCACGUCGCUUUUCUCCUCCUGCUCGUCUUCACAGCUGGGGCGCCCUCUGAGAAAGUGUGCAGUUACCAGGACAUUCUGGACUACCUGAAACUGACCCCAGAUAACACUGUGUAUAAACUAACCCGGCCCGUCCUGGACCACACACAGAUCACCACAGUAGAGCUGGACAUCAUCCUGUACAACAUCCUGGCUGUGACUGAGAAAACACAAACCUUCAUUCCCUUCAUCUGGGCAACAAUGAUAUGGAAAAAUGAACGCAUCUCAUGGGACCCUUCUCAGUUUUGUGGAAUCACCAAUAUUUCAGUUCCCAGAGACAUGCUCUGGAGACCAGACCUCUUCAUCUACGAGAUGAUACAGAAAGACGACUCCCCACUGAACCCCUACAUGUACCUGUCCAACGAUGGGACGGUCACUUCUGAAGAGGACAUGAAGGUGGUUAGCACCUGUAGGAUGGACGUCCACAAAUUCCCCUUUGACACACAGAGAUGCAACAUCACUAUUGGAUCUGCAAUGUACUGUGUUGAUCAAAUGCGUCUACUUCCGUUCUCCAAUUCCUCCCGAGCCACAAAGUUUUCCCGAGAGGUGAUGAGGACGCAGGGGGAGUGGGAGUUCCUCCAUCUCGCCAUCACCAGCACCAAUUUCACCUUCCAUGACAGACACUGGGAACAGCUCAUAUACACUUUCACCAUGAGGAGGAGGCCCCUCCUACAUGUCAUCAACUUCCUCUUACCCGUCCUGUUCUUCCUGGUCCUGGACCUGGCCUCCUUCUUCAUCUCAGACCAUCGAGGAGAGAAGCUGGGCUUCAAAGUCACCGUGCUGCUGGCCAUCUCUGUACUGCUGCUCAUACUGAAUGACAUCCUGCCCGCCAUGUCCAACAAGACUCCACUCAUAGCGACCUACUGCAUUGUGAUUUUUGCCCUGAUGCUGCUCAGUCUGCUGGAGACCAUCUUGGUUACGUAUCUUAUGGAGAAGGAAGCUGCAUCCCAGCGGAAGCUUAGGCUGAGGGGCGACUGCAAGGACAAACUGCAAAAACUCAAAAAUGAUAACGAGAAGAAAAGAAAGGCCUGCUGUUCAUGCAUCUGUAAAGUGUCUGACGGUGAUAAACAGCAUGAACUGCUGCCCGUGGCUACAGAGAUUAAAAGCAGCAUUCAGUCAGGAGAGUCUCAUGUGUUGCUGCUGAUCCUGGAGGAGCUGAAGGGGCUACAGAGAACUCUGGAACUGCACCUGGGCUGCGGGGAGGAACAAGGGAAGUCCUACCAAUGGGCCACGAGAAUCAACAAAGCCUUCUUCAUUUUCUACAUCACCACUGUGUCAGUGUUUCUACUGUUCAUCUUCAUAGAAUGGAACAAUUAGAACAAUACCAUGCUAUGCCUCGGUCUCUGUAGCUCAGUGUCGCUUGCUGCUUGUAAAAGCAUAUGUUCUGUAUCUACGGCAUCUUACUGUAUGUCUGUGAAGUUGUAGAAGAGGUUAAUUUCACACACAGAUACCAGGAUUAAGUGAAAACAAAAAAUUGAGAUUGAAGAAAGAUAAAAGAAAAACAAUGACUUCUUUAUACUUAUGGAAAAUGUGAAUUCAUGAUCACUUAGUUGGCUGAAAUA